Messenger RNA from Lynx canadensis (Canada lynx), 993 nucleotides. RefSeq names its product G protein-coupled receptor 3 (gene GPR3). Gene Ontology annotation, cellular component: membrane. NCBI's taxonomy places the organism in Eukaryota, Metazoa, Chordata, Mammalia, Carnivora, Felidae. Gene Ontology annotation, biological process: G protein-coupled receptor signaling pathway. The record is from RefSeq and is a predicted model, not a curated record. The transcript has a single exon. Bases 1 to 993 code for a protein of 330 amino acids. Gene Ontology annotation, molecular function: G protein-coupled receptor activity.
AUGAUGUGGGGUGCAGGCAGCCCCCUGGCCUGGCUCUCUGCUGGCUCAGGAAACGUGAAUGUGAGCAGCGUGGGCUCAGCAGAGGGGCCCACAGGCCCAGGCGCACCGCUACCCUCACCCAAGGCCUGGGAUGUGGUGCUGUGCAUCUCAGGCACCCUGGUGUCCUGUGAGAACGCGCUGGUGGUGGCCAUCAUUGUGGGCACUCCCACCUUCCGCGCCCCCAUGUUCCUGCUGGUGGGCAGCCUGGCCGUGGCCGACCUGCUGGCAGGCCUGGGCCUGGUCCUGCACUUUGCUGCUGUGUUCUGCAUUGGCUCGGCGGAGAUGAGCCUGGUGCUGGUUGGUGUGCUGGCGAUGGCCUUCACCGCCAGUGUCGGCGGCCUACUCGCCAUCACCGUCGAUCGCUACCUUUCUCUGUACAAUGCCCUCACCUACUAUUCAGAGACAACGGUGACUCGGACUUAUGUGAUGCUGGCCCUAGUGUGGGGGGGCGCCCUGGGUCUGGGGCUGCUGCCUGUGCUGGCCUGGAACUGUCUGGAUGCCCGGGCCACCUGUGGCGUGGUAUAUCCACUCUCCAAGAACCAUCUGGUGGUCCUGGCCAUUGCCUUCUUCAUGGUGUUUGGCAUCAUGUUGCAGCUCUAUGCCCAGAUCUGCCGCAUCGUCUGCCGCCAUGCCCAGCAGAUUGCCCUCCAGCGGCAUCUGCUGCCCGCCUCCCACUACGUGGCCACCCGAAAAGGCAUCGCCACACUGGCCGUGGUGCUUGGCGCCUUUGCUGCCUGUUGGCUGCCCUUCACUGUCUACUGCCUGCUGGGCGAUGCCCAUUCCCCACCCCUCUACACCUAUCUCACCCUGCUCCCUGCGACCUAUAACUCCAUGAUCAACCCCAUCAUCUACGCCUUCCGCAACCAGGACGUGCAGAAGGUGCUGUGGGCCAUCUGCUGCUGUUGCUCCUCUUCCAAGAUCCCCUUCCGAUCCCGUUCCCCCAGUGAUGUCUAG